GAUACGUUUUUACACCUGAUUUUGUACGUAAGAGGAUAUCCCUUCCAGGCUCCGUUUUAUUUAUUAUUUAUAUCCGUGUAAACUGCAGUCUUGAUAUAAAAACACUGAUGGUCGAUAAUUUGGCGUUGCUUUGAGGGCCCCGGGGACAUCUGCGAAGCAUUAUAAAGUCACAUCAAACCUCCGUUUACAUUCAGCGACAUGGCUCGACCACGGCCGCGAGAAUACAAGGCAGGAGAUUUGGUUUUCGCCAAGAUGAAGGGAUACCCGCACUGGCCCGCGAGGAUUGAUGAACUUCCAGAAGGUGCUGUCAAACCACCUGCCAACAAGUAUCCCAUCUUCUUCUUUGGGACCCAUGAAACUGCAUUCUUAGGUCCAAAGGAUCUUCUACCUUACAAGGAGUAUAAAGACAAAUUUGGCAAAUCCAACAAGAGGAAAGGUUUCAACGAGGGCCUGUGGGAGAUCGAGAACAACCCUGGAGUUAAGUUCACAGGCUAUCAGACCGUUCAGCAACAGAGUUCAUCAGAAACAGAAGAGGGUGGUAAUGCUGCUGAUGGUAGUAGCGAAGGAGAAGAGGGUGACUCUGCCGGUGAAGAAGAUGAGAAGGAAAAGCCGAAAGGAGAAAAGCCUGCAUCUAAACGGAAAAAGACAGCCACCUCCAAGAAAUCUCUUAAGCUGUCAAGGAUUUCAGAGCAUGAACGGGACAAGGAUGAGAAAGACAACAACCAAAAGAGCAGCUCAGAGGGAGGAGACCCCAGCAACAACAUCAUCCAGAAUACCACUGACAGUAAGCUCUCUGCAGGUCAUUCAUCAGGUGUGUUCUGGGAUUUUUGCUCACCAUUCUCAUGAUCAGUUUGACCCCACGGGAUGAAGUCUUGCGUGGAGCCCUAGACCAAGGGAGAUUAUCAAUGACCUUGUAUGUCUUCCAUUUUGUGAUAAUUACUCCCACAGUUGAUUUGUUCACGCCAAAGUUGCCUACUGUAUUGUGGAUUCGCUCCUGGUGUUUGACAGCUCUUUGGUCUUGGCCAUGAUGGAGUUUGGAGUCUUUUAUAAAGAGUUCAAACAGGUGCCAUUAAUACAGGUAAAAAGAGGAGGACAGAAGAUCUUCUUAAAGAAGUUGUUACAGGUUUGUAAGAGCCAGAAAUCUUGUUCGUUUGUAGGUGACCAAAUACUUAAUUUACUCAGGAAUUUAUAAAUAAAUUCCUUAAAAAUUAUACAGUGUAAUUUCCUGGAUUUUCUUUUCCACAUUCUGUCUUUCAAAGUGUACCUAUACUGAAAAUUCCAGACCUCUGUCAUCAUUUUAAGUGGGAGAACUUCACAAUUGAUGGCUGACUAAAUACUUUUUUCCCCUUUGUACAUUACACUACUUUAUUGCAUUUUCUUGAGCUGUGGUAACACCAAUAGAGUUGUUGACUCUGCACAAGGAAAUUGAUGGUCUAAAUCAUAGUAAUAAAGCAAGAAAUUUCAUAAACUCUUGACAGUGUUUCAAUUGAAAACCAUUCUAGUGACUACCUUGUACCUUGUGUGAAAUCAAUGUGUCACGAACUGUAGCUACAAACUCAUAUUUGAAAAAUCAUGAGUUACAAUAUAUAUUCUAAGUUGUUCACACUACGAUAUUCUACAUUUGUUAUUUCUAUGUUUUCAUUAUAAAUACAAAAUAAGAAAAUUACAAAAAAUCACUGAAGAACGUGGGUUUGAGUGGUAGUGUAGUUAACUAAGGCUUUGUUAAGAUCUUUGUUUAUUUUAUAUCACCAGAGUCAUGGCACAAAAUUGCUUAAUUUUUAUUGCAAGCUGAUUAUGAGCACUUUCAUCACUCUCAUAGGUCUCAAUUUGGUGUCAUUGAACUCACAGGUGUGUUCUACCUGUAAUGGUGAGUCUGCAGCAGCCCAGCUGAGACCCAACCUGUUGCUCUGCUCCCCCAAUAAAAAGUAGAAGAAUAAAAAUAAAGAAGAAAGAUAAGAAUAGUGCUAUUGCUCUCACUAAUUAUGGGGUACCAUACUGUUUUCAGGAAACCAAAUGAGAAAAAAUGACCUCUAUCUAAAGGAUUAAAGGACGCUGCCAGAGGGCGCUCAUGUCUUAUUUUGUUUUGAUACAGUGACGUCUUUGUUUAUUUUUGUGAUUCCUUGAUUGUGACGUCGCUUCCUGUUGGUCCUGUCUCGUAAUUAGUUCCAUUAUGUGCACCUGUUUAGUUUGGUAUUUAAGUUCCUGUUUGUUAGAGGGAAAAAUGGCAAGUAUUCAUAAAAGAGGGAGUUGGACGGGGAGAGGAGGGGAGGAGUAAUUAGUUUUGGGUGGAAAGGGUGGGAAUGGGCAAGGAGCUUGGGAGUAGGAGACAGGGAGGUGGAUGUGAACAGCUAUAUUUCCGAUAUUCGUUUUUGUAGAGUGGAAGAACUGAGUGGGAGAUUUUGAUCUGGGGAGGAGGAAAAGGGAGAAUGAAAAUGUGAACAUGGUUGAUCGGUUUCGUAACAUAGUGGAAUCAAAAUAUAAAGACUGAUUUAGUGUUUACUGAUGAGUCUAAAAAUCCAAAAUCAGGGAGAACUGGUGCAGGGGUUGCUGUACAUAUGCUGUACAUAGAUUUUGGAUGGAAAUAGGUGUCAGAAUAUCUGAUCAUAUAAAUGUGUUUACUGUAGAGUUGUUUGCGAUAUUGAUGGUAUUCAGAUGGGUGGAAAGUGGAAUGGGAAUAAGAAAAUACUUAUUUGCAUCGACUCAAUAGAAGCAUUACAAAGUAUUAGUACUGAAAAUUCAAGGUAUCACCAGGAUUUAUUCUCUGAGGAAUUGGAGUUAAUAUCUGGGAGUAGUGAGAGGAAGUGAGUGUUGUUGUGGGUUCCAGGACAUGUGGGCAUCACAGAAAAAGCAUAAUGUGGACAAAGAUUCUGGAGAAAUCAAAUGAGGAGUUGGAAAAAGAAUGUAAAAGGCAGGAAGUUGAAUAAAAUUCAAGAGAAGGUGGGGGAGCGUGGAGGAUCAGUUGGAAGCGGAAGGAGAGGUCAAGUCAUGUUGCAUUUGAUAGAGAGGGAGAUGGAGGGAGUAGAGCAUGUUAUUGUGGAAUAUGGGAAAUAAAAUAGAGAGAAGGUGCUGUUGAUAAGAGAUAUGAAACAAGCUGGGGUGAAGGAAGUUAAUAUGGAAAAUAUAUUGUUAAUUGGGGCGAGGGAAGAGGUUUUAGUGUGUUGUUGUGGCUUUUACACACAACUGGGAUCGUUAAUAAGAGUCAAGAUAUUGUGCUAGGGGGGCGGUAAUCCACUGUUAAGAUUGCCUGCCGUUGUUACAGAACACAGAAAAAGAAGUACUGCGUUGGUUCGUUCGUGCCGUAAGUUACGCCAUGUGGUGUCUUGUGCAGUGUUUGUGCCAUCGUGAUUGCAUGACCUUGCUUGCUGAUUUCUACUGUGCUUUGUUGUUCUUGCGUUAUGCUACAUAUUACAUGUUUAGUAGUCUUAGUUUGUGCUUUUAUUAGUGAGCCUUAUGUAAUUUUUUUCACGUUACACUUACUUGUCUGUUUGUGUUUGUUUAUAAAUAAAUGAAAUACACCUAGUUUGUGGGUCGUGGUGUUUUGAGUCCUUUAUAAUAUUUUUCCGUACAAAAUAGUUGUGCAGCCUACCGUUAUUUCAUUUGGCCGGCAAGUGAAGACGUAUCACUCUUAAGUGUUGUUUUCUGUCUGCAAAAGUCACCACAGUCAUAAAAAGUCUUUAGUGUUCCAUGCACUCUGCACCAUGCAUGCACCAUGCAAGACCUCAGCCUCCUCAACAGGAAGAGUGUGCUCUCUCCCUAUUUGAUCCUUGUUGUGUGAUCAGUCCAGCUUAUUAUUCAAGUGAACACCCAGAUAUUUACAAGAGUCUACUCUUUAUGUCCCAUCCCUGGAUGUUCACUAGUGGUGCAAUCUGAGUGCCUGCAGAAGUCCACUGUUAGCGCCUUACUUCUUUGUUAAUCUGAAGGUGGUUCCGCUGACAAGCUGUGACUCAGGUCUCUGUAUUCUUUGUCCCUGUGAU
This is a messenger RNA of Betta splendens (Siamese fighting fish), 3974 nucleotides long. Its product is annotated as hepatoma-derived growth factor-related protein 3-like. Gene Ontology annotation, cellular component: nucleus. Gene Ontology annotation, biological process: regulation of transcription by RNA polymerase II. The record is from RefSeq and is a predicted model, not a curated record. Lineage: Eukaryota; Metazoa; Chordata; Actinopteri; Anabantiformes; Osphronemidae. The transcript is spliced from 6 exons. Bases 199 to 846 code for a protein of 215 amino acids. Gene Ontology annotation, molecular function: transcription coregulator activity; double-stranded DNA binding.